AUGGAUGAGUCAAUCUUUCCUAAGGUUUUGGCAGCAACAAGAUCCAAGAAAGCAUGGGAGACUCUAGAAACAACCUAUCAAGGUAAUACAAAGGUGAAAGUGGCUAAAUUACAAUCUCUUAGGAGAAAUUUUGAAAAUUUACAAAUGAAAGAAUCUGAGUCUGUAAACCAAUUUAUGAAUCAAGUGUUGAAUGUUGUGAAUCAAAUUAGAUCUAAUGGAGAAGAAUUAAGAGAUCAAAAGGUUAUUGAAAAAAUUCUCAGGAGCUUGCCUAGUAAAUUUGACUCUAUAGUUGUAGCAAUUGAAGAAUCAAAAGAUUUGUCACAGUUAUCAGUAGAUGAGUUAAUGGGUUCUUUAUUAACACACGAAUCAAGAUUGAAUAGAAACAAUAAUGCCUCUUUUGAGAAUGCUUUCAGAGAACAAGGUUCAUCAGGAAGAGGAAGAUCAAAUUCCAGAGGAAGAGGAAGAGGCAGAGGUGGACAGAUGAAUACAGAUCAAGGAGAAAGGACCGAUUAG
Molecule: messenger RNA, 513 nt
Organism: Cryptomeria japonica (Japanese cedar)
Lineage: Eukaryota; Viridiplantae; Streptophyta; Pinopsida; Cupressales; Cupressaceae
Exons: 1
Coding region: 1-513 (170 amino acids)
Source: RefSeq, a predicted model, not a curated record